Messenger RNA from Ostertagia ostertagi, 324 nucleotides. NCBI's taxonomy places the organism in Eukaryota, Metazoa, Nematoda, Chromadorea, Rhabditida, Trichostrongylidae. The record is from the annotation of a GenBank genome assembly.
AUGCUUCAGCUACAAUACUUCAAAAAUGAAUACGACUCAGAACAAAAUAUGCGUCAAUCGAUUGUUGUGAAAGCCCGUGUCGAUGACAUGGAACAAGCGGAAAAUGCCAUUUUCGAUCUUACUGAGUCACUUGGAACGUUCUUCGUUCAAGAGGAUGUCUACUUCAAUGUUCCAAAUGGAAACCUUAAACUCCGAAUUAUGCAUCCAAAUCGAUGCGGUCAACUCAUCUACAGUUCCUUGAGUGAGAAAUCCAAUCACAAAUUAAGCGAAUCACAAGUGACGGAAGUCGAGGAUGUGCUAUCUAUUCGAGUGAGUUCGUUUUGA